Paramecium tetraurelia is the source of this 919-nucleotide messenger RNA. RefSeq lists its product as uncharacterized. The transcript has 5 exons. The record is from RefSeq and is a predicted model, not a curated record. Lineage: Eukaryota; Ciliophora; Oligohymenophorea; Peniculida; Parameciidae. Gene Ontology annotation, cellular component: Golgi apparatus; plasma membrane; endoplasmic reticulum.
AUAAAAGUUGCAUAUGAAUUCUGAAUAACACAAACAAUUGUAAGAAUGGAAAUUAAAAUACGUAAAGUUGAAUCCAAUUUUGCUAAUCUUCAUGGGUUUGGUAUUGAUUGCAUUUGGAAUUGUCUCACAAACAGUUGACAUAAAUUAUGAAUAUAUAUCUACUAGAUAUGAUGAAAUUUGUGCUGAAAAGAAUCAAUGUUCUAUUGCCAUUGAUGUACCAUCCAAGAUGAAAUCUCCUGUAUUUUUUUCAUACGAGGUUUCCUCCUUUUUCUAAAACACAGACAAAUACUUUAAUAGCAUCCCUUAUGAUUAAUUAUAUGGAGAUUCCGAUUUUGAUACCUCAAUUUGUGAUCAAUAUAAGACCAAUUUGGAAAUGGGGUAGACUUUAAGUGUAACAGGAAAAUCCUUAUCUUAAGAUGACGUAGCUAUUCCAUGUGGUAUUGCUGCUUAUUCUUAUAUGAAUGAUGAAUUUUUUUUGAUUAAAGAUGGCAAUCAAAUUUCAAUCAGCGAUAAAGGUAUAUCAUGGGAAUCAGAUCGAGAGAAGUUUACAAAUAUAAACUUAGACAAGCAAUGGAUUGAUAUGGAAUCAGAAAGAUUUAUCAAUUGGAUGAGGCCAUCUCCAUUAAGCAGGUUCCGUAAAUUAUGGGGUAGAAUAGAUUAAGACUUAGAAGCUGGUACAUACACAGUUAGUAUUAAGAUUAGUAAGUCUUAAAUUGAUUAAUCAAUAGAAACUAAUGACGCUUUUUCUGAAACAAAAAAAUAUGUUCUUUUACACAACAAUGGAUAAUUUUCAGAUCCAAUUUUGGUGAUAACGUUACCUUGUCUCUGCGUGGGACCAUUUUUAAUAAUUUUUGGCCUAAUAAAUUUAAUUUAUUGGGGGAAGAAAUAAAAUUUGAUUAAAAAAUACAGAAUUUAUUGA